CAAGUGGAAGUUGCCGGAGAGACUUCAUUAUUAUUCUGCAAGCUUUUGGUAAUGGGUAUUUCAUCAAUUAGUGAAUUCAUGCUUGGGAUUUGGGCUCCAUUAAUGUUGAUUCACUUCCUGAUGGGGAGCUGCUGGGCACAGGAAGUUCCAGCUUCGUUUAUCUUUGGGGAUUCCCUGGUUGAUGCUGGAAACAAUAACUACAUCGUAACUCUGUCAAAGGCAAAUUACGUCCCCAAUGGGAUUGAUUUUGGGCAGCCUACGGGUCGUUACACCAAUGGAAGAACAAUAGUCGACAUUAUAGGUCAGGAAUUGGGUUUAGCAGAGUUCACGCCUCCUUACUUGGCACCAACGACAAGAGGUUCAGUGGUUCUGAAGGGAGUGAAUUAUGCUUCUGGGGGAGGUGGAAUUCUGAACCAAACCGGCAAGAUCUUUGGUGGAAGAAUCAACCUGGAUGCUCAGCUGGAUAAUUUUGCGAAUACAAGGCAAGACAUUUUAUCGAGCAUUGGUAGUGCAGAAACAAUGGAUCUGUUCAGCAGAGCAAUCUUCUCGGUUACGAUCGGCUCCAAUGACUUCAUCAACAAUUACCUCACUCCACUCGUCUCGGUGCCGGAGCAGAAGUUGAUCUCCCCUGAAACUUUCGUCGACACCUUGAUUUCCAGAUAUAGAUUGCAAUUAACACGAUUGUUUAAUUUUGGGGCAAGGAAGAUUAUAGUGACAAACGUGGGACCGAUAGGGUGCAUCCCAUACGAAAGGGAUACGAAUCCGACGGCUGGGGAUGAGUGCGUGGCCUUCCCGAACGAGAUAACGGAGAUGUACAAUUUGCGGUUGAGGAGCCUGGUGGUGGAGGAGCUAAGCACCACCCUUGUGGGUUCUCAGUUUGUGUAUGCGGAUGCCUACAACAUCGUCUCGGAUUUGAUUCAGAACCCCGCAGCCUACGGUUUUGAGGUAGCGACCUCGGCUUGCUGCUACUUGUCGGGGAAAUACGGAGGAUUAAUUCCGUGCGGCCCCCCAUCCAAAUUGUGUGGGGACCGCUCUAAGUACAUAUUCUGGGACCCAUACCAUCCUUCGGAUGCUGCCAAUGUUAUCAUGGCCAAGCGCUUGAUGGACGGUGAUGAUGCUGAUGUUUUUCCUAUCAAUAUUCGACGGCUCGCCGCCCAACCCUCUACUUGAUUUAUCAUCGUCUCUUUA
Messenger RNA from Telopea speciosissima, 1188 nucleotides. Its product is annotated as GDSL esterase/lipase At4g16230-like. The coding region runs from base 52 to 1170 and encodes 372 amino acids. The transcript has 4 exons. NCBI's taxonomy places the organism in Eukaryota, Viridiplantae, Streptophyta, Magnoliopsida, Proteales, Proteaceae. Gene Ontology annotation, molecular function: hydrolase activity, acting on ester bonds. The record is from RefSeq and is a predicted model, not a curated record.